Messenger RNA from Truncatella angustata, 360 nucleotides. RefSeq lists its product as uncharacterized. The record is from RefSeq and is a predicted model, not a curated record. Lineage: Eukaryota; Fungi; Ascomycota; Sordariomycetes; Amphisphaeriales; Sporocadaceae. The transcript has a single exon. The coding region runs from base 1 to 360 and encodes 119 amino acids.
AUGCAGAUCUCCUCGAUAGUCUCUCUUGCGCUUCUGCCCUUGUUGGCAGUUGCUGAUGGCUCUGUCAGUACCGCAACUUCUACCACGACACUGUACAAGACCAUCACCAUCCAGAGGGCCGUUAGCACCUCCACUGCUUGGAACUCGACGUUGAGCUCCUACCCUACUGGCACUGGAUCCUCUUCGUCCUUCAUCGCAGCCACCACCACGAAGGCUACCAGUGGCAGCACCAGCGGCACUUCAUCGACCGCGAGCGCAGCUUCCAGCAGCUCGACCGUUGGUAGCGCCGCCGUCUCUCUAGAGGCUGCCAAGGUUGCAGCUGCUGGUGUCUUUGGUAUUGUUAUUGCUGCUCUGAUGUAA